Molecule: messenger RNA, 714 nt
Organism: Trichophyton rubrum CBS 118892
Lineage: Eukaryota; Fungi; Ascomycota; Eurotiomycetes; Onygenales; Arthrodermataceae
Product: NADH-ubiquinone oxidoreductase 40 kDa subunit, mitochondrial
Exons: 3
Coding region: 1-714 (237 amino acids)
Cellular component (GO): mitochondrion
Molecular function (GO): protein-containing complex binding
Source: RefSeq, a predicted model, not a curated record
AUGUUGAAGGAACAGAACGAAUUGUGGAAUCCGUUGCCAAAUAUGACGUUGACCGAUACGUCCAUGUUUCCUCCUAUAACGCUAGUCUUGACUCCCCUUCGGAAUUCUUCAGGACCAAGGCUCAAGGUGAAAACGUUGCAAGAUCCAUUUUUCUCCGAGACCACUAUCGUCAGACCAGCCCCGAUGUUCGGAUUUGAGGACAGGCUUCUGCACAGACUUGCCGGAGUUACCAACAUCUUCACUUCCAAUCACAUGCAGGAGCGAUACUGGCCAGUUCACGCUAUUGAUGUUGGUCGGGCUCUUGAAAUUAUGCUCAUGGAAGAAUGGACCACUGCCCAGACCUUCGAGCUCUACGGUCCCAAGAACUACUCUACCAAGGAGAUUUCCGAGCUUGUUGACCGUGAAAUCAUCAAGAAGCGCCGACACAUCAACGUUCCAAAAGCUAUCAUGAAGCCUGCUGCUUACUGGUUGAACAGACUCCUCUGGUGGCCCAUCACAUCUGCUGAUGAAGUUGAACGGGAAUUCAUUGACCAGCAAAUCGACCCGACCGCGAAGACCUUCAAGGACUUGGGAAUUGAACCGACUGAUCUCAACACCCUUACUUUCCACUACUUGCUUGGAUACAGAAGCUCCCAGUACGCAGAUCUACCGCCAGCUACCGAGCGGGAGCUCAGGGAGGAGAGAAAAUACCUCCAUGUUCUGGACUCUCAAUAA